UUCUAAUUUACAUAAAUGGCCCUCCUCAUCUCCCUUCAGCCCACCUUUUCAACUCCGCACAAAACUUUCACCGAAUUCCCAAAACCCUUCUGUUCCGGUAGAUUCAAAUCCAUCAGCAAGAGCAUGGCGGACUCAUCGGAACCGGUGACCGGAAACUGCCCAUCAACCAGAGAGAAUUACCCUGUUCCCUUAUCUCCUCCACUGCCGGCCAUAUCCAAGAACUUGGAGCUCGCUAGAGCCAUGGCUGCCUCCUCUAAAUCCAGCCUCUUUGCUUUAUCGGCAAACGAUGUUAUAUACGAGGAUGAGUGGCUCAUUGCCGUCAAUAAGCCUCAAGGAAUCUACUGUGAAAGCGUUUUGGCCGCUGUUCCUCGUCUUCUCAGUGAUUCUGCUAUGGCUGGGAUCAAAACCAGUCUGCCAGAGCUUCAUCUUGCUAACCGCCUUGAUCGUGACACAAGUGGGGUUAUGGUUAUAACUAAGUCGCAUAAAGUUGCUUCUAAAUUAGUGAAGGCAUUUACUGACCACACAGUUUCAAAGUCAUAUAUCGCCUUCUGCGUUGGCUCUGCUCCAAAGUGGAAAAAAAUCAACAUCAAAUCUGGUCAUGGUAGGUCAAAAUUUGGGGUAUGGCGUGUCUAUGCUGCAGCUGAUGUGGGUCGUUCCUUACCUGGCGGUUCUGUAGUCAGAGACAUGGAAACAUAUUUUGAAGUACUAUCUAUAAAUGGACAAAACGCCAUGGAAGAAUUUCAAAAAUUUGGAAAAGAUGAAGAAACUGUCGUUGUCCAAACAAAAUCUCUAGUAGACAUUGAUGGUCAAAAGGACGAGAUAUUGAUAAGAGCACGACCUCGCAGUGGAAGAACUCAUCAAAUCCGUCUGCACUGCCAAUAUCUUGGAAUUCCUAUAAGAGGGGAUGUGAAAUAUGAGGGUGUUACAGAGUGGAACGGAAAAAUUUAUGAUUGCCAUGAGCUUCAUGCCGAAAGCUUGUAUUUUGUGCACCCUAUUACAGGUAUUCCUCUCAAGUUACAAGCUCCUCUACCAUCAUGGGCCAGCCAAGCAUGGCAGCCCCAACAACAAGAAGUGAAUUCUCCAUAGUCCUUCAAAGCUAUGCCUUAAGAAAAUCAUUGGCACAAUUAAGUGAGAACCAAACAUAUCUCUUACCAUACAAAGAGCUUCGGUAUCGAAGAAUGGCGUUGAAGCAAAAUGGAGCAAAUCUUCAAUCAAAUUCGUAAAGUGUGACUGCAGGCAGUUUUCACACCAUCAGCUUCCUGUCUGCAAUUUCUCAUCUAUUGAACGAGCUCUUGUUAGCACAACAGUGUCUACGAAAAUAUCAGCAGUCGUAAACCGAUCAAACCAUCUGGGUUUUUCCUGAAAAUUUGAGAGGACGGGAUGCUCGCAAUGGAUUCUGGAAAUGACAGAAGAAUCAUGCGUGUCUAAGGCUGAUAAAUUUGUGCAAAGCCCUUUGGAAAUGGAUCUUCUGCCGCAGUUUUAUCGAUAAAAUUAAUGUACAGAGUCGAAGCAGCCAAAUUAUAUGGUUAAACAUGUUGAUUUCUGUUGAGGCUCAAUUGUUAUUUGACUCCCCUUCCCUCCAUUUGUGCAACUUUGUGUUAAAAAUAUGACGAACAAUUUUGUUAUGAUGCUUACGCGUCUAUAAAAUAUAAAUAGAAGAAUGAGAAAACAUGUUGAGUUUUUGUCU
This is a messenger RNA of Benincasa hispida (wax gourd), 1687 nucleotides long. Its product is annotated as Pseudouridine synthase family protein. Gene Ontology annotation, biological process: enzyme-directed rRNA pseudouridine synthesis. NCBI's taxonomy places the organism in Eukaryota, Viridiplantae, Streptophyta, Magnoliopsida, Cucurbitales, Cucurbitaceae. Gene Ontology annotation, molecular function: pseudouridine synthase activity; RNA binding. The record is from RefSeq and is a predicted model, not a curated record.